AUGGCACCACAAACUGCCAUCCCCCCAUCACUUCCGCCCUCGGUCGAGGAAGCAUACCGACGAAAAUGCGUUCAACUCAAGCACCGCACAAACGAGGUCGAGGAGGCCAACGAUGCCGCCAGACUCCGGCUGACGCGUAUCAAGCGCCAAGUCGAGAAGCUGCGCAUUGAGCGCGCAUUUCUCCUCGAGCAGCUGUCGAAGCGCACAAGCGCCAAUGUUGAGGAUUCAGAAGGAAGCCCGAGCCCGCCGCCGACGGUACGUGUCACCUUCGACGCCGUUCCCAAAGAGAAGCCUCUGCGCACAAAGCGCGGCCACCGCAAGGUUUCCACCAUUGCCGAGGAUGGUAAAGAGGACCCUGGCCCCGAGUCACCGACGCAGGAGGCCGGCGCGCGGGGAACGAAGCGAGCCAAGACAGCCAACGGCGUCCGAAAGUCGAAAAAGAGCACUGGAAUCAAAGCGGCCUUUGACCUCUACUGCGACGAGACGCGACCCAUUCUAGAAGCCAAAAAUGCUGACGAUAUGAACAUUGAGGAGGAGCUCGUCAAGGGCUGGGAAGAUCUCGCCGAGGUGGACAAGGAGUCCUACCAGAGGAAGGCAGAUAAUGCAGCAGCCAAGGACAGCCAAGAUAAGGAGGGAUCUCCCUCAGCGGACGCAGCUCCCGGAAAAGAGGCUCACGAUGAAAAGGACGAUGAUAAGGACGAGGACAAGGACGAUGACAAGGGUGACGACGGUGACGACAACAAGGGCGACGGCGAGGACGAGGAUGUCGAAAUGGCCAACUACGACACGGAGGACCAAGAGACACAGAUGGAUUGA
Molecule: messenger RNA, 816 nt
Organism: Akanthomyces muscarius
Lineage: Eukaryota; Fungi; Ascomycota; Sordariomycetes; Hypocreales; Cordycipitaceae
Exons: 3
Coding region: 1-816 (271 amino acids)
Source: RefSeq, a predicted model, not a curated record